CGUCUUUUUCAUAUUCAAGAAAAAUCGCGAAUCUACGUCGGAACUCCACAACGGUGAUAUGGAUCCUUAAUCCUUGGUCCAUAUCCAAAGAGUACCGUGAGAAGAAAUAUUUAAUGGUUUUAGAUUCUGCCUAAAACCUCCAGAAAUCUCUUGGGGGUGCCAUUCUCUUCUCCGAGCUUCUCUUACCUUUCUACUCCCCUCUGAUUCUUCUUCCCCUCCCUCUCGCACCCGUGUAUAUAUAUCAACCCACCACCAUGCAUCGUCAAAUCCAUCAAAAUAAUAAUAAAGCAACACGAGAAAGAAAGCUCCCAAGUACAAGCACAGGAAGACCAUUAAUUCCUAUACAGUAUUCACGUCAAAGUUAUCUGCAUUGAUUUCUAACCUGUUUUCUUCAACCAGUACCAACACAUAUUCUUGCUGAAUUCUUCACAAUGGUAUCCAAGACUGAAGGCAAGGCCAUUGGCAUUGAUCUCGGCACUACUUACAGUUGUGUUGGCGUGUGGCAAAAUGACCGCGUAGAGAUAAUAGCCAAUGACCAGGGCAACAGAACCACUCCCUCCUACGUGGCUUUCACUGAUACCGAGCGGUUGAUUGGCGAUGCAGCCAAGAACCAGGUCGCAAUGAACCCUCAGAAUACGGUUUUCGACGCCAAGCGGCUCAUUGGUAGGCGAUUCUCCGACCCGACGGUCCAGAGCGACAUGAGACAUUGGCCUUUCAAGGUCGUCGCAGGACCCGGAGACAAGCCGAUGAUAGUGGUGCAGUACAAAGGCGAAAACAAGCAAUUCGCACCCGAAGAGAUUUCUUCGAUGGUGUUGGUCAAGAUGAAGGAGAUUGCCGAGGCUUACCUGGGUCAUAUUGUGAAGAACGCGGUGAUCACGGUGCCGGCUUACUUCAACGAUUCGCAGAGGCAGGCCACCAAGGACGCUGGCGCUAUCGCGGGACUCAAUGUGAUGAGGAUUAUCAAUGAGCCAACUGCAGCUGCCAUUGCUUAUGGACUUGACAAGAAGGGGUCGAGAUCCGGAGAGAAGAACGUGCUUAUUUUCGAUCUCGGGGGUGGGACUUUCGAUGUUUCACUACUGUCAAUCGAGGAAGGGAUAUUUGAAGUUAAGGCCACUGCUGGUGAUACCCAUCUUGGUGGUGAGGAUUUUGAUAACAGACUUGUGAAUCACUUUGUGGCAGAGUUCAAUAGGAAGCACAAGAAAGACAUUAGUGGCAGUGCAAGAGCUUUGAGGCGGCUGAGGACUGCGUGUGAAAGGGCGAAGAGGACUCUUUCUUCGACCUCUCAGACAACUAUUGAGAUCGAUUCCCUCUUUGAAGGUAUUGAUUUCUAUGCUACUAUUACGAGGGCGAGAUUUGAGGAAUUGAACAUGGAUUUGUUCAGAAAGUGCAUGGAACCAGUGGAGAAGUGUCUCCGAGACGCCAAGAUUGACAAGAGUCAGGUUCAUGAGGUUGUUCUCGUUGGCGGGUCGACGAGGAUUCCCAAAGUCCAGCAACUUUUGCAGGAUUUCUUUAACGGCAAGGAACUUUGCAAAAGCAUAAACCCCGAUGAGGCCGUCGCUUAUGGGGCUGCCGUUCAAGCCGCAAUUCUGAGCGGUGAGGGCAAUGAGAAGGUCCAAGACUUGCUCUUGCUCGAUGUCACCCCUCUUAGCCUUGGUAUUGAGACCGCCGGAGGUGUAAUGACAGUCUUGAUUCCAAGGAACACAACGAUUCCUACUAAAAAGGAGCAAAUUUUCUCGACCUAUUCAGAUAAUCAGCCAGGAGUGCUAAUUCAGGUGUUUGAAGGUGAGAGGGCUAAAACCAAGGACAACAACCUUCUCGGAAAAUUCGAGCUUACGGGCAUUCCGCCGGCUCCAAGAGGCGUUCCUCAGAUCAACGUGUGCUUCGACAUUGACGCGAAUGGUAUAUUAAACGUUUCUGCCGAGGACAAGACUGCAGGAGUAAAGAACAAGAUUACCAUUACCAACGACAAAGGAAGGCUGAGCAAGGAAGAGAUUGAGAGGUUGGUGCAAGAGGCAGAGAAGUACAAGGCGGAGGAUGAGGAGGUGAAGAAGAAGGUGGAGGCAAAGAAUUCACUGGAAAAUUACGCGUACAACAUGAAGAAUACGGUAAAGGACGAGAAAUUGGCUGGGAAAUUAGAUCCAGCCGACAAGCAGAAGAUGGAGAAGGCCAUUAACGAGACGACCGAUUGGCUGGACAGGAACCAAUUGGCUGAAGUCGAGGAGUUUGAGGAGAAGUUGAAAGAGUUGGAGGCCUUAUGCAACCCCAUCAUUACGAGGAUGUAUCAGGCCGCUGGUGGGGGUGAGAUGCCCAGAGGUGGACAUGACAAGGCUUCACCUGCUGGUUCCGGAGUUGGGCCUACAAUCGAAGAGGUUGACUGAGGCUUCAAAUUCAAAACCACCGAAGAACCCAGCUGGUGCGGCCACCUCGGCCCAAGACCUCUCUUCUGUCAUUUCUUAAUCCCGCAGCCACCGGAUAUGUGAGUUUAAGCGACCUGUCCUCUCGUCGUUCGAAGUACCCGCCAAGAGCACCGUCCUUCUAGGGCAACCAAAUCGGUGAAGCAAGUGGGCGUCAAGACAAAGUUAUAGCCAUCUUGAUUUAAAGAAAUCUUCUUGCUGAAGAUGAUGCACAAGAAUCUUCUUGAACAUGGGUAAAUGAGGGUAAACUUGGAGAUGAUGCUACCCUUGAGAGUUGGAAUUAUUUGAUGAACAUGCAAUAGGAUGAAAGUACCACUGUCAAGCGAAAAUCAACAGUGAGCUGGAAUUGAAAUUGCGUAGGACGCUAAACCUGGAGAACUUUUAUGGAAAAUCUUGCUACAGAACGAGUGGUGGACACUCAUGCAAUAUUUGAAGAAAUAUGGAGCUUUGAAGGCUAGCGUUCGAAGUUUCUAUGCCAUCAAGCUAACGUGCCCUGGAAUUCAACCAUCAAUGUCCAUAAGUGAUCUAGUGAGCCACAGUGGAAACUGUAUUGCAUAGCAGAUGGCAUCUGACAAUCCCAUGUUUCUUUAGCAAGAAACAAGGGAGAGAAAAGAAAGAAAGAAAGAAAGAAAGGAACAACGUAGAAGAGACAUUUUGAAGGAGAUUGCCUAGUACCUGUUUAUUGACUCACAAUUAACAUCGGCUUCUGAUGAGCAGUCACUCAUGUUAAGGGUCAAUACUCUUUCCCGCCUUCUGCAGAAAGAUCCUUGAAAGCUGAAACUGCACUCAACUUGAAGGCUGAACGUGAUGAAUAUGUUGGUGGAAAUGGUGAUUGCUGCAACAGCACAUGAAAAUAAGCCUGCAGAGAAAUCUCCAACGCUUAAGGGGUGAGUCCAGUGGGCUGCAAACAGGCACCAGCCAAGCCGAGGAAGGACCGUUUGCAGAGCUGCUGCUUUAUGUCAGGAUUUUUCUACAACGGCGACAUUCGCAUAGGAUGGAACUCUCAAAAUUUUCAUCCUUCUUUAUAAGAUCGCAACAAUCGAGCAUCACUAUCUACCUUGAUUAGAUAGUGAUUAUCAGAAUCUUCUGGCAAGCUAAACGAAAACAUUGGGAGGGAUGCUAUCCUUGGAAGAUUGGUCCACUGAGAAUUUUGAGUUUUAAGAUUAAAUGUUAAAAUAUUAUAUUUUAAUAUUAUUAUUAUUUUAAGAUUUGAAAAAAUUGAAUUGUUUAUUA
Messenger RNA from Carya illinoinensis, 3647 nucleotides. RefSeq names its product heat shock 70 kDa protein-like. The record is from RefSeq and is a predicted model, not a curated record. Gene Ontology annotation, molecular function: ATP binding; ATP-dependent protein folding chaperone; heat shock protein binding. Lineage: Eukaryota; Viridiplantae; Streptophyta; Magnoliopsida; Fagales; Juglandaceae. Gene Ontology annotation, cellular component: cytoplasm. Bases 432 to 2378 code for a protein of 648 amino acids. The transcript has 5 exons. Gene Ontology annotation, biological process: cellular response to unfolded protein; protein refolding.